CAAAGAGCGAACCGUUUCCCGUUUUGAAUCUCGAAUUUUCGAAGAUAUGUUUUCGACACGAUACAAAUCCUCACUGCCGUUAGGCAGAUUGAUGGUGGUCAUUUAUAUUACCGUUUCAAGUAUUGGCCACCAUUCGCGAGCAGUGGAAGUGCCAUCGAACUGCAUCCAGCAUACGGACAGCACCGGGACGUUCGAUCAGUACUACGAACUGGAUAAGAUCGGGAACCAGCGGUCGGAAGCAGUUCCGGUUGACUUCACAAUGUACGUUGAGGUGCAGAACUUCCAGGAGGAAAUCGCUAUUUUGCUUUCGAGUAAGGAUCGGUCCAACGAGUUCCCAGAUUUUGCCCGAACCUAUGAGAUUCGGGUGGGUAACGUGUACACGGUCAUCUACCGGGAGACGUUGAAGAUGCAAGCUUACCACGCCCCGAAAACCGUUUCGGCGGAAAAUUGUUCGAAAAAAGAAGGGGAAAAGCGAUGCGGAUGCGGUGAAACUCCACCGUCCUGUAUCGAGCCGAAGCUGUUCCCGGAGGAUAAGUUCAAGAUUCAUUUUAAAAUACGUCGCGAAGGAAACAUCACCGUUACGAUCGACGAUAACGUACGGAGGCCACUGCUGAACGUGGACGACGAGCACAGGGCGUUGGAUGUGCGGUAUAUUAGCUUUGCGUCGCGUUACAACGCUUAUCCGAUAACGUUUCAUUUUGGUUGUAUUAAUGCGGUACCGAGCACGGAGGGGCCAAGGGCGGAAGCGAUGACCGGAUGCCCGGUAUGUCCUAGGCAGAAGUGUGAAGUUAUCGUGAAGGCGUGCACCGAUAACAACAAGGACGCAGCCGGAGAAGAUCCGGAAAAGCAAAAGUACUAUUUUUAUUUUAAUAUGUUUCUGAGUAAGAACCGUGGUAAGGGCGGACCAACGGAGACGAAUCAGUUGGAUUGA
This is a messenger RNA of Topomyia yanbarensis, 931 nucleotides long. RefSeq lists its product as uncharacterized. The transcript has 2 exons. The coding region runs from base 47 to 931 and encodes 294 amino acids. Lineage: Eukaryota; Metazoa; Arthropoda; Insecta; Diptera; Culicidae. The record is from RefSeq and is a predicted model, not a curated record.